This is a messenger RNA of Cyclopterus lumpus (lumpfish), 917 nucleotides long. It is a transcript of the gene prdx3, whose product is annotated as peroxiredoxin 3. Gene Ontology annotation, molecular function: thioredoxin peroxidase activity. Bases 55 to 801 code for a protein of 248 amino acids. Gene Ontology annotation, cellular component: cytosol; mitochondrion. NCBI's taxonomy places the organism in Eukaryota, Metazoa, Chordata, Actinopteri, Perciformes, Cyclopteridae. The transcript is spliced from 7 exons. The record is from RefSeq and is a predicted model, not a curated record. Gene Ontology annotation, biological process: cell redox homeostasis; hydrogen peroxide catabolic process; cellular response to stress.
CAAUAACCUAGUCAAUCUGCCCCCCCUCCCCCUGCCCCACUCACACAAUCCAAAAUGGCAGCGACCGUCGGGAGACUCCUCCGGACCUCUGCAAAGGUUGCAGCAGGAGGAUUAAAGGUCACAGCAGCCGGUCAACAUGGAGCAUCUGGGGCUGCACGAAUCCUCUCCGCUCCGGCGCUCCAGAGAAGCUGUUUCUCUACCGGCACUUCCAGAUGGAGCCCCGCUGUCACUCAGCCGGCUCCUGCCUUCAAGGCCACAGCUGUCCACGAUGGGGAGUUUAAGGAGAUGAGCCUCGCUGAUUUCAAGGGCAAAUACCUGGUCCUCUUCUUCUACCCGCUGGAUUUCACCUUUGUGUGUCCAACGGAGAUCAUCUCAUUCAGCGACAAGGCCAGCGAGUUCCACGACAUAAACUGUGAAGUCGUGGGCGUGUCUGUGGACUCCCACUUCGCCCACCUGGCAUGGAUCAACACGCCACGCAAGACUGGAGGCUUGGGCAACAUCCACAUCCCCCUUCUGUCUGACCUCAACAAGCAGAUCUCUAGAGACUAUGGGGUGCUGCUGGAGGGGCCAGGCAUUGCACUUCGGGGCCUGUUUGUCAUCGAUCCUCACGGUGUGGUGAGACACAUGAGUGUGAACGACCUCCCAGUAGGUCGUUGUGUAGAAGAGACGCUUCGUCUGGUUAAGGCCUUCCAGUUCGUGGAGACCCACGGGGAGGUGUGUCCGGCCAGCUGGACCCCCGAGUCCCCAACGAUCAAACCGACCCCAGAAGGAUCCAAGGAGUACUUUGAUAAAGUCAACUGAAGAAGCUCACAACUCGUAACACCUACAAAUCUAUUUACUAUUGGUGUAUAGUUUAUACAUUGUAUGUCCUUGUGUACAGCUGAAGUCACUAAUAAAUCCAUUAUUUGUAAAUGGCA